Molecule: messenger RNA, 2061 nt
Organism: Hansenula ciferrii
Lineage: Eukaryota; Fungi; Ascomycota; Saccharomycetes; Phaffomycetales; Wickerhamomycetaceae
Product: Serine/threonine-protein kinase
Exons: 1
Coding region: 1-2061 (686 amino acids)
Biological process (GO): protein phosphorylation
Molecular function (GO): protein kinase activity
Source: RefSeq, a predicted model, not a curated record
AUGAGUGAUAUUAGUGAUGAUGAAAUAUUGGUGGUAUGUGAUGCUUUAUCUGAGAAUACAAAUACGGUGGUUGGAAAUAUGGUAAAAGCUUUAGCGGGAAAUGAUGCUGAAAUAAGUAUUGAGAAGUUUCUAGAAGGGAUAGACCUACAGGGUAUUGGUGAAAUCCGAUUGAAACAGGUUUUAAUGCAUCAUAGGAUAGUAUCUCUAUUCUUUGAUUUACUCAUAAAUCAUGUCGGAUUAACAUAUUUAAGGAGAAUCUAUUCAAAGACAGAAAUUUUAAAUUUGUUAAAAUUAUUCUUUUAUGGUCCCGUGUUGAAAACUUAUCGUUAUGAUGUGACGUCUGAACCUGAUGUUGCUUUCGAACCAUCUUGGGAGAAUAAUUGCGAAUUAACAAGUAUGCUGAAAUUCAUGGUACCUUCAUCAGACAGUACCGUUAUCGAUCAAGCUGAUGCUUUAAAAUUAUUCAAGAGGUAUGAGCUAAAAUUGUUGCAAAACAUUGACAGAAAUUGUGACUAUAUGGAAAUUGCAGAUUUAGUAGCUGGUGUCGGUCUACACUAUUCAAUAAGUUUUAAUAUGGAUAAUAGUGCGUCAACUUAUCAAGAUGCGUUUAAUAUGAGAUAUUUAUACCCAUUAAAACUCAUUUUUAACAAAGCUUUCAAGAAUGAACCUACAAAAUCAUUCAUUUACAACGCUAAUACUGUUACUCGUUUCAAUCCAGAGACAUUCAAGGAAAGUUUUGGAUGUCUUAAUCGUAAAUCAGUAAUGACUAAUUUAAAAAUCAGGAGGCUGGGCUUAGAUACAACAACAACUAAAUUUGAAAUGCUACUUCCAAUUGAAACUAAUCAUGUUAAUAUUGAUCUCACUGCUGAAAAUGUGUUUUCCCCAGAUGAUAUUUUACCAAUAAACGAUAUUAAGUUAUGGAGUCGGUCAUUCAGUCAAUUGUUAUUGUCCUCUAGUCAUUCGUCAAUCAUUGGAGACCAUGACACGACUUUUUUUAUGAAACUUCCUUCACCUAAUACAGAUUUCAAUUUAAAAGUAAAGGAGGUACCUAUACUUAUUGAUUUUGAAAAAUCAAUACAAUCUUUUGAAUCUGUGGUGUUUAGUGAAGUUGAAUAUUUAAAAAUAAAUAAUCGUGAAUCCAUAUUUGAUGGAAAUGGUCCAGUUUUCACAACUCCAAUGUUGUUAGUUUUAUUGAUAUUUGAAGAAAUUUCAGGACAUUCGUCUCAUGAUCAUGCUACUUCACUCUUGGAUUGUGCAACUUUAAAUAAUCCCAUGUCUUCUAGCUUUGUUGAAAGUGAUAUAAUUGCUUAUGAUAAAAUCAUGAGAUAUACAAUUGAAAGACUCAAAUCCGAGCCAUCACUAACAAAUAAAUUACAAACUCCAAUAAUAAAUGAUCACAUUAUUAAUCCUUCCAAAAUACUGAGACAAUAUGAAAGACUAUAUGAUAAUCCUAAAGUUACAAUGGUCAUUAAGAGUAAAGACCUUCCAUUGGAGUUUGAAGUUGAUGCUUGUGAAGAAGAAAUGGUUGUACUUAGCAUAUAUGAUAUAGAUGAUCACUUUUUAUCAUUCAUUGAUUAUAAACGCAAAAACAUUGAUGAUCUGACUUUUGAGCAAUAUUAUUCAGAACUUAUCAGUUCACAAUUUCUUAUAGAAUUGAAAUCACUUUUAAAAAUCCAGAAGUAUAAUGAAGCAAACCCUGAGAUUCAGAUGAAUUCUCCUGGACUCAAAGGAUAUGGAUCACUUAUUAGUAAUGGCUUCAAUGGGUUUUAUUUGAUUCAAGAAUAUUUACCUUUCAUUAAUGAUAAACCUUGUACUAAACUUCAUUUAGAGCAUGGUGUAAAAGAAUUGGAAAAAUUACAUAAAUUAGGUAUCAUCCAUGGUGAUGUCAAGAUUGACAAUUGUUGUUAUAAUUAUGAAGAUAACAAAUUCUAUCUGAUUGAUUUCAAUAACGCGUACUUCUCAAAUACUGGUGAUAUGUCAUCAGUUCUUGAUCAAUUCAUGAAUAGUGAUCUAGAUAGAUUAUAUGAUAGUAUGUCAGAAGUUGUAAGAGAAGAAAUCUAG